UCAAGGAGCAAAUCAGCCUCGGACGCAGGCUGGGAGGCAUCUGAGCGCACUGGACGAAAAACAUCCAGAGCAAAAGCAAAAAAAUAUUAUUAAAGCUUACUUCUCUUAAUGCUUUUACGUGAGUUUAAAGUAUGCAGAUACGUGAAUCACGCAGGUUUCAACGUGGCGUAAAAGUGUGACCCGACAAGCGUCGUGCGUAAAAGUUUGCUUUAUCCUUUUGGAGAUCAUGCGCAGCUUCUCGGGGCCGUGCACGAGAGUCGGAGAUGCAGCCCUGCACGGGACUAUCUUGGCCGGACCCUCGCUGUUCUCAGACAUGCCAUUGUCCUGCCGAGGCUCAUCUGAUCCCGGAUUGGAAGCCUGCACGGACCCGAUGAGGCACACGUCUCCACCGGAGCAGCGGUCUUUGGUUUUGCGCAGGCCUCCCGGGACUCUGGAGGAAGGGGAGAUGACGGAGGACGAGCCGAAGGUAUAUUUGGAAGCCAGCGACCUUUGGACACAGUUCCACGAAUGCGGCACUGAAAUGGUCAUUACGAAAUCUGGGAGGCGCAUGUUCCCGCCGCUCAGGGCCAGGUGCGCCGGCAUGGACAGAAAAGCCAAGUACGUUGUCCUGAUGGACAUCGUGGCGGCCGACGACUGCAGAUAUAAGUUCCACAACUCCCGCUGGAUGGUGGCGGGGAAGGCGGACCCGGAGAUGCCCAAACGCAUGUACAUCCACCCGGACAGCCCGGCCACGGGCGAGCAGUGGAUGUCCAAAGUUGUCAACUUCCACAAACUGAAACUGACCAACAACGUGUCCGAUAAACACGGAUUUACAAUUCUAAACUCGAUGCACAAGUAUCAGCCACGAUUUCACAUCGUGAAGACAAACGACAUCUUGAAACUUCCCUACAGCACCUUCAGGACUUAUGUCUUCUGUGAGACAGAGUUCAUCGCAGUGACAGCUUACCAAAACGACAAAAUAACGCAGCUGAAAAUUGACAACAAUCCUUUCGCUAAAGGAUUCCGAGACACGGGCAACGGGAGAAGAGAGAAGAGGAAACUACAACAUCCAUCACAAAAGUCUAAAGAGACGCGGAUGACUGAGGAGAAAUCUGAACCUGUAAAGGAAUCAUCUUCACAACAUUCAGUCGAUUCCAAAUCUUCAGAUGCUCAUGAAGGUGACGGUGACAAAGGUGAAAAGGCUGAGGACGAUCCUGGACAAGAGAUCAGUGAGACACAGACUAAGUCGAAGGGCCCCACAGAGGAGAGGACAGCACAGACUCCGGUUGGGGCUCAGACAGAAUCAGAGCCCAGACAAACCCACGUCAUCAGUAUAUUAACUGAUGGAGCCGGUUGCUACGAGCAACAAGACUCUGAGAGGGAACAAGUGAGCAAAUCCUGCAGCGGUGUCGCACACAGCCCAGUUUAUCCACCGGAACUGAACAGACAUCUGCGGGAUCCCAGUAUCCCCAACAGUCUUCUCCACUCUGCUCAGGUAAACACCUGGAACAGCUGUGCCGCCGUGGAUGGAGCAGCGCCGUGUGGACUGAGACUGGCAGCACCUGUUAGGACUCCAGGAACUCCAGGGUUCCCCAUCGGCCUUCAACGGCACGCACCACUACAGGAUCUGGUGAGCCUCUCACACUUUGGAGGCUUCCUGUUUUAUCCCUACUCCAGCUUCUCUGCAGCAUCAGCCCAGUACCUCAUCCCACCGACACCGUCCAGAGUGGACUUCAGAGCCUAUCCAGGCGUCCACAGCCGGGACUACUUCCCCUCUCACAUGAUGUCCUCCACUGUUCCUGCUUUGGGUGUUGGUGGAUUGAAAUAUCUCGCCCCAGAGUUGCUAACACUACCCAAAACAGACCAGAAGGACUCAGGGGACGACGCUGAAAUUGAUUGACAGGGUUUAAGAACUGACUUGAGAGCAGUCACUCUUGAUUUAAAGUGUCUCCGCCUGCAUGCAGUACACCCGCUCCCAGAAUGAAAAGAGAUGCAACGGAAUGCUGUUCUUUUGUGGGAACGACACUGAACUUGUUUCAAAAUGAAAGUUUUGUAUCGGUAAAGUCUCAUCCAUCUGCAUCUUAUUGCCUUUAUGAAUGAAGAGUGAAUGACUGUGGUGCAACGAGCAUUUUAUUUCUACAAAUGUAACUAAGUUUAUAAAUUACAUCUGAUGUGAUUUUAUGGAAAUGAGGUGCUGCGUAGUGGAUCAUAAGGGGCUGAAUUAACUGCUCUCUAAAUUCAGAAAAUGUCUUACAUUUAAACCCAGACAGAGUUUCUCGUUAAAAUUUGUACUAUUAA
Molecule: messenger RNA, 2277 nt
Organism: Anoplopoma fimbria (sablefish)
Lineage: Eukaryota; Metazoa; Chordata; Actinopteri; Perciformes; Anoplopomatidae
Product: T-box transcription factor TBX2-like
Exons: 7
Coding region: 227-1879 (550 amino acids)
Biological process (GO): cell fate specification; regulation of transcription by RNA polymerase II; positive regulation of DNA-templated transcription
Cellular component (GO): nucleus
Molecular function (GO): RNA polymerase II cis-regulatory region sequence-specific DNA binding; DNA-binding transcription factor activity, RNA polymerase II-specific
Source: RefSeq, a predicted model, not a curated record